GGAGACACGCACUAUGCUGGAGACUGUUUGAAGCCGCGAUGGGAGUUAACGCAUCCAAGUUUCUAGACUUCUUGUUCUUACCAGCGUCGUUGCACUAAACAAAGACUUUGGGUUUCUGUUGUUUUCUCUCUCGCUCGCUCGCUCUCUCUAAGGGGAGGUUGUCUGCAUUUCUGUCCUAGGCGUUUCUUGCACAGGAUGUUGAUGAUAUUGGAAAGCCGGGUAAGAUCAUAAAGUCAGUUCUCUCUGAUGAGAACGACCUCCUCCUCUCCACCACCACCACCACUACACAAAGGGAACCACGGAACAAGUACUUUUUCGUUCCCUCUCACGGGAUCAUUUUUAUUUGAUUUUUUGUGAAUGUCAUUAAGAAGCAGAGGGGGCUCUUUCAAAGACAAAAUGGAUCACUUUGCAGCAGAGUGCCUUGUUUCAAUGUCCAGUCGUGCAAUUGUUCAUGCUCCUAAAGGGAAUAGGGAGAUUAAACCAGAAAUCCCAUCCUCCUCCAAGAACGGGGAGGAAAUUAAGGAGCCUUUGGUGAAGGAUAACUCCUCUCUUUUUGUGGUGGCGCGGAUUCUGGCGGAUUUUAACCAGCAGACUCCCAACAGUGUUGCCGAGCAGGCAAAAAUAAAGGAUGAGAGCAUGCCGAACCUUAGAGAUGAUGGAAAAUCUGCCACACCUUCCACCAUCUCCGAUCCUUCGCUCAAACAAAGAGGCAAAAAACCGAGGGGACGAACUGAGCAAGAGCCGCCUCAGAAAAAGCACAAAUGCCACUAUUCAGGUUGUGAAAAAGUUUAUGGCAAAUCAUCCCACCUCAAAGCCCACCUAAGGACACACACAGGAGAACGGCCUUUCCCAUGCACCUGGCCCGACUGCAUUAAGAAGUUCGCCCGCUCUGAUGAGCUGGCCCGCCACUACCGCACCCACACGGGGGAGAAGAAGUUCGGUUGCCCCCUUUGCGAAAAGCGCUUCAUGCGCAGCGACCACCUGAUGAAGCACGCCCGGCGACACUCAGAUUUCCAGCCAGGAAUGCUGAAAAGACCCCACGGCGGCAGCUCCACACGUCCCAGCUCCCUCAGCGACUACAGCCGCUCAGAUGCCUCCAGCCCCACCCUCAGCCCAGCCAACUCGCCUUAAACUGAAACCCGGUCGCACUUUUCUGCCUCGAGACUGUGAGGCCCGUGUUUUCAUCAUAACACUUUUGUUGCACAGUUGUCAGCUACCCCCCUUCCCCACCCUCCCCUUUGCUAUUUCUGCGCUUGCUGUGGUGUACCAUAAUGUACAUAACUGCUUAUUGUAGUGCAAUUACUUGCGUGAUCCUAAAAGAAGAUAAUGCCUUUCCCAGAUGGCAAUAUCUGCAUUCAGUCUGUGUGUUUUUUUGGCUUCUGAUCACGGCUACUUGUUAAAUGUACGGUCGCAGUCAGCUAAACAAGGUCUAGAA
Pelmatolapia mariae (spotted tilapia) is the source of this 1435-nucleotide messenger RNA. RefSeq names its product Kruppel like factor 13 (gene klf13). The coding region runs from base 358 to 1131 and encodes 257 amino acids. The record is from RefSeq and is a predicted model, not a curated record. Gene Ontology annotation, biological process: regulation of transcription by RNA polymerase II. Lineage: Eukaryota; Metazoa; Chordata; Actinopteri; Cichliformes; Cichlidae. Gene Ontology annotation, molecular function: RNA polymerase II cis-regulatory region sequence-specific DNA binding; DNA-binding transcription factor activity, RNA polymerase II-specific. The transcript has 2 exons.